This is a messenger RNA of Zygotorulaspora mrakii, 1719 nucleotides long. RefSeq lists its product as uncharacterized. The record is from RefSeq and is a predicted model, not a curated record. Bases 1 to 1719 code for a protein of 572 amino acids. The transcript has a single exon. NCBI's taxonomy places the organism in Eukaryota, Fungi, Ascomycota, Saccharomycetes, Saccharomycetales, Saccharomycetaceae. Gene Ontology annotation, molecular function: phosphoglucomutase activity; magnesium ion binding. Gene Ontology annotation, cellular component: cytosol. Gene Ontology annotation, biological process: carbohydrate metabolic process.
AUGUCUUCUGCCGUUGAUACCAUAGAGACUAAACCUUACCAAGAUCAGAGGCCUGGUACUUCUGGUUUGCGUAAGAAAACCAAGAUUUUCGAAAAGGAACCCCACUACACGGAGAAUUUCAUCCAAUCUAUAAUAGAAGCCAUUCCAGAGGGAGCUAAAGGAGCGCUGCUUGUUGUGGGUGGUGAUGGCCGUUACUACAAUGAUGUUAUUUUGAAUAAGAUUGGCGCCAUUGCUGCCGCAAAUGGUGUAAGUAAGCUGGUUAUUGGUCAUAAAGGACUGCUUUCGACUCCUGCGGCCUCUCAUAUAAUCAGGACGUAUAAGGAUGACAACGGAAAGAAGGUUACUGGUGGCAUAAUUCUAACGGCUUCACAUAACCCUGGUGGUCCAGAAAAUGACCUUGGUAUCAAAUAUAAUUUGUCAAACGGUGGUCCAGCACCAGAAUCUGUUACGAACGCCAUUUGGGAGGUCUCCAAAAAAUUGACUUCUUACAAAAUAGUACGUGAUUUCCCAAAAAUUGACCUGGAAACAAUUGGUGAACGUAAAUACGGUCCGCUGUCAAUUGAUAUCAUUGAUACCACUACAGCCUAUGUCGAACUAUUGCGGGAAAUUUUUGACUUUGAUUUGAUCAAGAAAUUCGUUAUGAAUCAACGUAAGACCAAAAAUUGGAAGCUAUUAUUCGAUGCUUUGAACGGUGUUACAGGCCCGUAUGGUAAAGCUAUUUUUGUUGAGGAAUUGGGGUUACCGGAAGCUGAAGUCUUGCAAAACUGCCACCCAAAACCAGAUUUUGGCGGAAUUCAUCCCGACCCAAAUUUGACGUAUGCAAGAACGUUAGUCGAUAGAGUUGAUAAAGAGCAGAUAGAAUUCGGUGCUGCCUCAGAUGGUGACGGUGAUAGAAAUAUGAUUUACGGUUGUGGGCCUGCUUUUGUCUCUCCCGGUGAUUCGGUUGCCAUCAUUGCGGAGUAUGCGCCUGAGAUUCCAUAUUUUGCUAAGCAGGGUAUUUAUGGUUUAGCACGUUCAUUUCCGACAGCAAGUGCUAUCGAUCGCGUUGCUGCUGCAAACGGUUUGAACUGUUACGAAGUCCCAACUGGAUGGAAAUUUUUCUGUGCUUUAUUCGACGCCAAGAAGUUAUCUAUCUGCGGGGAAGAAUCCUUUGGUACUGGUUCUAACCAUGUUAGAGAGAAAGACGGUGUUUGGGCCAUUGUUGCUUGGCUAAAUAUUUUGGCAAUUUAUAACAAGCAUCAUCCUGAAAAUGAAGCGUCGAUCAAGACUAUACAAGAUGAAUUCUGGUUAAAGUAUGGUCGUGUUUUCUUCACUCGUUAUGAUUUUGAACACGUUACGAAUGAGAAGGCUGAUGAAAUUGUUAAACAUUUGAAUAAGUUCGUCACGACUUCUAAUGUUAAAAAUUCUAAAUUCCCCACUGAUCCUUCUUUAGUAGUGGUUGAUGCCGGUGACUUCGAAUAUACUGAUCUCGAUGGUUCAGUUUCUUCGAAUCAAGGUUUGUACGUCAAAUUUUCUAAUGGUGCAAGAUUCGUAUUGAGACUAUCUGGUACAGGAUCUUCGGGUGCAACUAUAAGAUUGUACAUCGAAAAAUACUCAGAUGAUAAGUCUACCUACCAUUUGACGGCUGAAGAGUACUUAAUGCCGAUCAUAAAGGCUGUGACGAAGUUUUUGAACUUCCAAGAAAUUCUGGGUACUACUGAACCAACCGUCAAAACAUAA